This is a messenger RNA of Paramecium tetraurelia, 312 nucleotides long. RefSeq lists its product as uncharacterized. The transcript has 2 exons. NCBI's taxonomy places the organism in Eukaryota, Ciliophora, Oligohymenophorea, Peniculida, Parameciidae. The record is from RefSeq and is a predicted model, not a curated record.
AUGCAAUUUAAGGAAGGUUAACGGAUUGUUGAAAUUUUUUAAAAGCAUAACAUUAUUAAAAUAGAUGGAAUUUUAAACACGAUACAGAGAAGAGAUAGCAAUGAAUCCAAGGAAACAAAUCAGUAUGUUAGGGAUAAGGAGAAAUAAGAUAUUGAAAAUAUAAGAAAGGAGUUAAAUUUGAUGUUAUUAUAACAGAAUGAUAGAGUGGUUCUUAUUUAAUAUGAAUAAACGAGUAAUGUAGAAAAAAAAUAAUUUAUCCUUGAUUAAGGAGUAAAUGCUAAAUUAUUUAAUGAAAAGAAAAGCAGAAAUUGA